Messenger RNA from Aquila chrysaetos chrysaetos, 2462 nucleotides. It is a transcript of the gene CACNB3, whose product is annotated as calcium voltage-gated channel auxiliary subunit beta 3. NCBI's taxonomy places the organism in Eukaryota, Metazoa, Chordata, Aves, Accipitriformes, Accipitridae. The record is from RefSeq and is a predicted model, not a curated record. Gene Ontology annotation, cellular component: voltage-gated calcium channel complex. Gene Ontology annotation, biological process: chemical synaptic transmission; calcium ion transmembrane transport; regulation of voltage-gated calcium channel activity. Gene Ontology annotation, molecular function: high voltage-gated calcium channel activity; protein binding.
UGGGUGCCGCCGGGCAUGUCCGCCCCGGCACAGUCCGCCGCUCCCGGCUCCUUCCAGAGCCCCCGGAGGCUCCCGAAGCGCAAGAGCCGCUUCAAGCGCUCGGACGGCAGCACCUCGUCCGACACCACCUCCAGCAUCCUCCGCAGGCAGGGCUCGGCGGACUCCUACACCAGCCGCCCGUCCCUGGACUCCGACGUGUCCCUGGACGAGGACCGUGAGGGUGCCCGGCGCGAGGUGGAGAGCCAAGCCCAGCAGCAGCUCGAGAGGGCCAAGCACAAGCCGGUCGCCUUUGCUGUGCGCACCAAUGUCAGCUACUGCGGGGCGCUGGACGAGGAGUGCCCGGUGCAGGGAGCCGCCAUCAAUUUUGAAGCCAAAGAUUUCCUGCACAUCAAGGAGAAAUACAGCAAUGACUGGUGGAUUGGGCGCCUAGUGAAGGAGGGGGGGGACAUCGCCUUCAUCCCCAGCCCCCAGCGCCUGGAAGCCAUGAGGCUCAAGCAGGAACAGAAAGCCAGGAGAGCUGGCAAUGCCUCAGGCCUCGGCGACAGCGGGAACCGGCGAUCGCCUCCCCCCUCCUUAGCCAAGCAGAAGCAGAAGCAGACACAGCACAUCCCACCCUACGAUGUGGUCCCCUCCAUGCGGCCCGUGGUGCUGGUGGGGCCCUCGCUGAAAGGAUACGAGGUCACCGACAUGAUGCAGAAAGCCCUCUUCGACUUCCUCAAGCACAGAUUUGAUGGCAGGAUCUCCAUCACCCACAUCACAGCUGACCUCUCCCUGGCCAAGCGCUCCAUCCUCAACAACCUGGGCAAGCAGGCCAUCCUGGAGCGCUCCACCACCCGCUCCAGCAUCGCCGAGGUGCAGAGUGAGAUCGAGCGCAUCUUCGAGCUGGCCAAGUCCCUGCAGCUGGUGGUGCUGGACGCCGACACCAUCAACCACCCGGCCCAGCUGGCCAAGACCUCUCUGGCACCCAUCAUUGUCUACGUCAAGGUGUCCUCGCCCAAGGUCCUGCAGCGGCUCAUCAAGUCCCGGGGCAAGUCCCAGGUGAAGCACCUCAACGUGCAGAUGAUGGCGGCCGACAAGCUGGUGCAGUGUCCCCCGGAGCUCUUCGACGUGAUCCUGGAUGAGAACCAGCUGGAGGACGCCUGCGAGCACCUGGCCGAAUACCUGGAGGUGUACUGGCGCGCCACGCACCACCCGCCGCAUGCCCCCCACGCCGUGCCCUCGCCCACCGGCCUCCCGGGCCUGCAGAGCCAGCAGCUGCUGGGGGAGCGGGGGGAGCACUCGCCGCUGGAGCACGACAGCCUGAUGCCAUCGGAUGAGGCGGGGGAGACCUCGCCCCAGCCCUGGGGGGCUGCAUCCCAGCGCAGCUCCCGGCACCUGGAAGAGGAGGAGUACGCGGACCCCUACCCCGACCUCUACCAGCCCCACCGGCACCACAACAGCGGGCUGCAGGGCCCCGGCGCGCCGGAUCGCCAAACCGAGCGCAACCACGACAGGAACUGGCAGCGCAGCCGGCCCUGGGCCAAGGACAGCUAUUAGGGGUGGGGAGGGGGGGGGGACACGGCUGGGAACCGGUCCCCCCACCCCGGGCGCUCCCCGCCUCGCCCCAGCCCCGUGCUGGGGGUGCUCAGACAAUCUCCCUCUCUCGGGGAAAUCCUCCGCACCGGCAGCUUCCUCGCGCCCGGCCCCCCGGGCACGUCUUCAGCCAUAAGCACAGGGGGGGCUGGCAGCCAGGAUGCCCCAGGACCCCACCCCAGCUCCUGGGGAUCUGGGGGCAGCCACACGCCUUCUCCCUGCCUCAGUUUCCCCGCCUGGCCCCCGCAUCGCAGGCUGUCUCAUUCCCCGCAGGGCAGCUGUCAUAAACAGAGGGUGCCUCCCCCUGAAAAGACCUGUGGGCCAGGUAACGGGGAGAGGGGGGGGACAGUUUUAGCAGUGUCCCCCAUCCCGCGCAGACCCGAGGAAGAAGGGGAAGGUGCCUGCUCCCCCCUCCCCAGGGCUUGACCUGCCCCCUCCCCUGCCCCUGCAUGGGACCCCCAGGAGGAGGGGGCCACACCAGUCGCUUCGCUCUGCACCAAUUUCUCCCUGCCCCGGUCACCGCAGCCAAACCGCUUCCUCCCUGGGGGAACGGGGGACAGAGAAGGGCGGCCGGACCCUGCAUGGGGGGGGGGGGGGGCCGCUCCACGCCUGCACUCGCUGUCCCGUCCCCGUUGCCCCCCUCCCCGCGUAGCUGUCACCGCACGUCACCGCACAGUCCUGUAAAUAUGGCACCCGCUGCCCUUGGCUGGGGGCUGCUCGGCACAGGGUCCUGGCGCUGGGCCGAGCCCCCCCCCCGGGGCCCUUUGCAGGGAGCCGGCCUGAGCCGGCAGGGGUGGGGGACGGGUGGGGGCCACAGAUUUGUUAUAAUUUCUUUUGUAGAAAGCACUGAUUUCCCUGUAACCGGUUUCAGAAACACAAGAGUGCUCGGA